Carlito syrichta (Philippine tarsier) is the source of this 1954-nucleotide messenger RNA. Its product is annotated as YY1-associated protein 1-like. Bases 2 to 1954 code for a protein of 650 amino acids. Gene Ontology annotation, cellular component: nucleus. The record is from RefSeq and is a predicted model, not a curated record. Gene Ontology annotation, molecular function: transcription coregulator activity. Gene Ontology annotation, biological process: regulation of DNA-templated transcription. The transcript is spliced from 9 exons. NCBI's taxonomy places the organism in Eukaryota, Metazoa, Chordata, Mammalia, Primates, Tarsiidae.
CAUGGCCCUUCACCAUCAGUUCAACCCCAAGUUUCAGACCUUGUUCCAACCCUGUAACUUGAUGGCAGCUAUGCAGCUUAUUGAAGACUUCAACACACAUGUCAGCAUUGACCGGAGUCCUCAUAAAACCGUCAAGAAGACUGCCAGUGAAUUUCCCUGUUUGCCAAAGCAAGUGGCUUGGACACUGGCCACAAGUAAGGUUUUCAUGUAUCCAGAGCUACUUCCAUUGUGUUCCCUGAAGGAAAAGAAUCCUCAGUACAAGAUCCUCUUCACCAAGGCUGAGGACAAUUUGUUAGCUUUAGGACUGAAGCAUUUUGAAGGGACCGAGGUUCCUAACCUGCUAAUCAGCCAGUACCUUAUGAUCUGCAAGACUGCCCGCCAGUUGACCGUGAGAAUCAAGAACCUCAACAUGAACAGAGCUCCGGACAACAUAAUUAAAUUUUAUAAGAAGACCAAACAACUGCCUGUCUUACUGAAGUGCUGUGAAGAGAUCCAGCCACACCAGUGGAAGCCUCCUGUAGAAAGGGAAGAACACCGGCUCCCGUUCUGGUUAAAGGCCAGCCUGCCAUCCAUCCAGGAUGAACUGCGGCAAAUAGCUGAUGGCGCUAGAGAGAUAGGAAAUGUGACAGGAAACACUGAGAUCAACUCAGACCGAGGCCUAGAGAAAGACUGCUCAGAUUUGCAGAGUGAAACUCAGUACCCACUGCUGUUGCCUAAAAGUGUAGUCCUGAAACUGAAGCCAGUUGCCAACUAUUUUUCCAGGAAGGCUUGGAGACAGAAGCGAUCAUCCAUCCUGAAGCCCCUCCCUAUCCGACCCAGCCCCUCUUUGCAGCCUAGCUUCAACCCCGGGAAAAUGCCAGCCAGGUCAACUCAGUCAGAAGCCCCUCUGAGCAAAAUGGCGGUCCAGAUUCCUCACCCGAUCCAGCCAGCCACUGUUCUCCAGACAGUUCCUGGUGUCCCUCCACUGGGGGUCAAUGGGAGUGAUAGUUUUGAGUCUCCUGCGGCACUGCCUGCUCUGCCCUCUGAGGCCACAACCAGCUUUCUUCCAACUGAGUCCCAGACCUUGCUUUCUUCUACUCCUGUGCCCAAGGUAAUAUUACCCUCCCUUGGCCCUUCUAAGUUUCGAAAGCCAUGUGUGAAACGGAGGACUUCAAAGAGAAAGAGGGCCAAGGCCUCUCCCUGUAUGAAACUUGCCCCCCUCAUUCAUUCUGCCCCCGUUAUCUUCACUGUGCCUGCCACCACUGUAAAGAUUUUGAGCCUCAGCAGUGGCUGUAACAUGAUCCAGCCUGUCAGUGCAACUGUGGCCCAGAGCCCCCAGACUAUUCCCAUCACUACCCUCUUGGUUAACCCUACUUCCUUCCCCUGUCCACUGAACCAGCCCCUUGUGGCCUCCCCCAUCUCACCCUUAAUUGUUUCUGGCAACUCGGUGAAUCUUCCUAUACCAGCCACCCCUGAAGAUAAAGCCCAAGUGAAUGUGGACAUGGCUCGAAAGUGUGGACGAGAGAAACAUGGCCCAAAGGAAGAGGAAGAGUCCUUGGAUGACUUCACCCAAGAUGAGGAAGAUGAAAUGUCAUCAGCUUCUGAGGGAUCUUUGCUUUCUGUCUCAGAACUCCAGGCAGCUGACAGCCUUGUCACCCAGCCUACUUACUCCCUGGAGAGAGAAGAGGUUCUCCAAAGAGCCUUUUCCUGGGGCUUUAGCCCCCCUUCCCCUUGUGGAAACCUUGACACCAAGUCUUCCAGACACCUGUAUAGGAGCAGCUCUGGUCACCCCCCCGAGCCUACUCCCAUUCAGGACACUACAAAUGUGCCUUACUGCUUCCUUGGAUUCCUUCCUACAUCCAGGAGCAGGUCCCCUCCUGGCGGAGCCUCACACAUUACACCUAUUUUCAUCCAGCUUAAGGACCCACUUUCCUUCCCUAACAAGCUCCAGUAUCCCAUCGAUUAUGAACCCUGA